This is a messenger RNA of Effrenium voratum, 1338 nucleotides long. Lineage: Eukaryota; Dinophyceae; Suessiales; Symbiodiniaceae. The record is from the annotation of a GenBank genome assembly.
GUGCAGCUGGGUGGGCUGCUGGACAUCUUCGGGGAUCACCACGCCGGGCACCACGGCCUCGCCCAGGGCUCCUUCGAGGUGCACAACGACGAGUCCGGUGUCCUGAUCUCCGCGGUGCUCCCCGGCUACGAGGCGAACUCGAGUUGCAAGAAGAGCGAGAAGCCGCUCUCGGUGCGGGCGGUCGGCAGGUCACUGGUGAUCAGUGGCCUUCACCACCAGGGCCCCAUUGUCAGCCAGUGGCAGCGGGUCUUCUCCGUGCCGAAGAACAGUGACAUGGGCCACGUGUCGGUCACGUACAACUCCAGCAGUGGCAACCUCACGGUGGUCGUGCCUCGGGGCAAUGCGACCCAACCGGAGGAGGAGUGCCAACCGGAGGGCGUGGUGGGCGUGGUGGGCGCGUUGCCGCCGGCGCUGCGGGCGCUCAGGAUCGCCUGUCCAGCUCUCUUUGGAAAACGCCCACGUCGCCUGAUGCCUCACGCUGCCGCGAGCCACACUGCUUGCGCUCACGCCGGGCCGAGGUCCGCAUCGCUACAUGGGGAUGUGGCAUCGGCCAUCGGCCAGCAGGUGGAGCAGAUGAUUCUGCAGGCCAAAAAGGACUCAGAAGCACGAGUGAGGCAUGAGCUCAAUGUUGCUCGCACCCAGCUGCAGCAGAUGGUGCUGCUGCAGCAGUUGGAGGAUGUGAGGGCCACAUUAGCGAGCUGGGCGAUCGGGUCGCUCGAUGUGUGCGCUUCAACUCCGCAGGCAGGUCAGAAGAUUAAGCAGCUGGAGCAGAAGUGGGGCUCGGAGGUGAAAGCCUUGAAGCAGGACCUGCAUCGCACGAUCCUGGCGCACAACCACAAUUCGGACCUCAUGCGACACCACCGCGAUGCCUUGGAGAAGGCCAGGCGAGAGCUGGAUGCCCAGCCGGCACCGAAGGCGGAGCAGGUGGAUGCGCAGAUUGAGAAGGUGGAUCGCAUGUUGCGGGCAGGGCAAGUCUGGGACCCAGGAUUCGUGAGCCGCGGUAAUCGUCUAGCUGGCAUGGAGCUUGGGACUCCGUUUUAUCACAAAGCCAAGCUGGCCACCCUGAAAACCGCCGCUUUUCGAGGCGAAGCAGCGUGCCUUGGAUGCCCUCACGGAGCGGCUCACACAGCUGGAGCAACAGGCGAGGCGAUUCACAGGUUCCUCAAACGGGCGGUGUCGGUGAGUCUCCGAGUCAGUCCGGUCCCAUCUUCCCAGAGCUCCGUGCGUCCCUGUGUCGAGGCGGCGCAGCUUUUCCCCAACUUGGCUGGCUCUGCGCCUCCAGGCGCUUCGGAGAGACAGAGACAGAGCAAGGCUAGGCCGCAAGUCCAUCAGGCUUAG